Messenger RNA from Paramisgurnus dabryanus, 8235 nucleotides. The record is from RefSeq and is a predicted model, not a curated record. Lineage: Eukaryota; Metazoa; Chordata; Actinopteri; Cypriniformes; Cobitidae.
CUCAAAGGACAGUAGCGUUUGUAUAGUAGUGUUUGCGUUCCCAGUGUUUAAAGUGUAACGUUACUUCAUUCACAGCAGUUUCGCGUAUUGUGUAGAUAUGCUUUCUUCGAUUCAUUUUAUACCUAGACCAGUUCGGUUCUGGCUUUCUGCUGUUCCUAGUUUGGGAGUCUUAAAAUCAGUCGCUCAGUCUGAUUGACAGCAGCGGGUCGCGCGCGAUAAAUCUAAUGUAAACAAACUGGUCAGCGGUCGCAGUUUAGUUAUUUUUGCAUUUACAAAUCCACCUGGAAUCGGUGACACUUGCUGUCACAGGUCUGUUAACUGUCUCGGGGUCAGUGGGAGAUGAUCCGGGCCCUGGACUAAGUUACAACCGUUUAUUUGAGUAUCGCAGUGUGUCUCAAUCGUCUCCAGGCCUCGUAUCGGUGGAUGAGGAAGUGAACGGACCGAGCUCACCCAGGAGAAAGGAUCCCAUUUUAUGGGAUAAUCCUCUUUCCUUCCCUCCUGGGUGAAUCGGUGAUCUGUCAAAAUGGAUGAGCAGGAUGCCCUGAAUUCCAUCAUGCAAGACCUGGUGGUGCUGCAUCGAUCCAAGCGACCAUCCGGUCUGUCUGACCUUUGCAAACCGAAGGCCUCUUCUCCUAAGAACCAGAAUGACGUAAGGGUGAAGUUUGAGUACAGAGGAGAAAAGAGGAUCCUACAGUUCCCUCGUCCUCUAAGUCUGGAAGAUCUGAGCGCUAAAGCUAAAGUAGCAUUUGGGCAGAUUAUGGACCUGCAUUACACCAAUAAUGAGCUCGUGAUUCCAUUGAGUACUCAGGAUGAUCUGGAUAAAGCUGUGGAGCUGCUGGAUCGCUCUGUGCACAUGAAAAGCUUGAAAAUCCUGCUGGUGGUCUCUUCCUGCACUCAGAUCUCCAGUAAGGAUCUGCUGCCUGCUCAUGAGAACUUGGACAACACCGAUUUUAGGGCUGCAGAUAAAAAGAGUAUGCUGACACUCAUAGGUUCUCAAUCCACCGAUCGCAGUUCUCCUCCUCCAGGCUACAUUCCUGAUGCUCUGCAGCAGGUGGCCAGAAACGGCUCCUUCACCAGCAUUAACAGUGAAGGUGAAUUCAUUCCAGAGAGCAUGGACCAGAUGCUCGAUCCUCUGUCUAUGAGCAGUCCUGAGAAUUCAGCAUCAGGCAGCUGUCCUUCCCUAGACAGUCCACUCGAUAGCGACUAUCCUAAAUCCCGUAUGCCUCGAGCCCUGAGCUACCCGGAUAACCAUCAGGAAUUCUCUGAGUAUGAUAUUCCAGUGUUUGAGAAAACAGGAAAGGGUGGUACUUAUCCGAGACGAUAUCACAUCUCAUUUGGUCUGCAGGACUACAGCGAUGGGCGUAAGACGUUUCCCAGGGCACGGCGGACACAGGCUCACGGUUUCCGCUCUCCGGUAAACUUCAGUCCCACAGAACAGCAGAGCCCCAGCACCAGCAGUGGAAGCAGCAUCUUCACGCCCGAGCUGGAGGAACCAGGACGAAGACGGCGUGGAAGCGACAUAGAGCCCAGCUCGACCCCUACUCUCUCAGUGAUGGACAUCAGCCCUCCCAGCCGCUCUCCUCGAGCUCCAACAAAUUGGCGUCUAGGGAAACUCCUGGGUCAGGGAGCAUUCGGACGAGUCUUUCUCUGCUAUGAUGCUGACACUGGCCGAGAACUCGCGGUUAAACAGGUGCAGUUUGACCCGGACAGUCCAGAGACCAGCAAGGAGGUGAGUGCACUAGAAUGUGAGAUUCAGCUAUUAAAAAACCUUUUCCAUGAGCGUAUCGUCCAGUACUACGGCUGCUUGCGGGACACGCACGAAAGAACGCUUUCCAUUUUUAUGGAGUACAUGCCUGGGGGUUCCAUUAAAGACCAGCUAAAGUCAUAUGGCGCCCUGACGGAAAAUGUCACGCGUAAGUACACAAGACAGAUACUGGAAGGUGUUUGCUACCUGCACAGCAACAUGAUCGUCCACAGAGACAUUAAAGGUGCCAAUAUCCUUCGAGACUCUGUGGGUAACGUGAAGCUGGGUGACUUUGGAGCCAGUCGACGGCUUCAGACCAUCUGCCUGUCAGGAACGGGUAUAAAGUCGGUGAUGGGUACUCCCUAUUGGAUGAGCCCUGAGGUCAUUAGUGGAGAGGGCUAUGGCAGGAAAGCCGAUAUCUGGAGCAUCGGCUGCACCGUGGUGGAAAUGCUGACUCAGCGGCCGCCCUGGGCGGAGUACGAAGCGAUGGCAGCCAUUUUUAAAAUCGCCACACAGCCCACCAACCCCACUUUGCCACCUCACGUGUCGGACCACAGCCGCGAUUUCCUCAAACAGAUUUUUGUGGAGUCAAAACACCGCCCCGCUGCUGAGGACCUUUUACGGCACACUUUUGUCCACUAGCAACACCCCUUCCUUCGCUGACCAAUCAGUGAUUUCCGUAAGUGUCUGUAGGAUCUUCACAUCUCAAGGCAUACGAGCCCCCCAGGACCAGUGAAUGGGGGUGACGGAUAACAGCCUAAACUUGCUGCACAGUGGCAGGAGGGCAAUUUGGAGCAGCUUGUUUCUGUACGAAAACAUUGCACCUUAAUUUCACUCAGGGGUAAGUACCCCUAAAGAGUAAUGGAUAUCGGUACCCGUAAAGACUAAAGGAUGAAUUGUUUGUAAGGUUUUUUAUUUGUUUUAAAUGUUUUAAUGUUUCCCAUGAUUGUGGAGGGAGAGCCUCGGACCUGGCGAGGCCAGUUGGAUGCACUUGGUUAAUGCAGAAUGUCGACCUCAAAACAAAGACGGUACGGCAACACGCUGCUAAAGGGUAAAACAGAGAAAAGAUUUAAAGUAUAACGGGAUGCGUGGGACUCUCCAGUCCAGCUGUCGUGGCUCCUACAAGUUCUCAUUUUCUUGCACAGUCCUCGUAGUAUAUCCCCACACUCGUACACCGACUAUGAUCAAAGAUCUUACUGUACAAUAUUGACUCACUUUGCUGUACAAACCUUACAUUUGCUGGACAUUAACCCUUAUGGUCGCCACCACAUACCAUCUCUUUCUCUCAUACUUCUCUUCAUUUCAGUCUUUACUGUGUGCCUUUUAAAAAAAACAUCCCCGUCCUCCUUCCUCGUUUUUGUAUGUCAUUUUUCUAGGUUUAUUACACAGAUUUGUGACUUUGGCCUACACAGGAUUUCUUUGGAAAAGCUCGGCUCUUCGUACUGUUUCUAGAUCAGCAUAAGCAGCUCCACUCUUGCCUUUCCCCCUUCGCUCCCUCUGCUGGCAAACUGACCUCAGGUCAGAUUCACCCGUGCAUUUUUUCAAACGCAGUGCCGUACGCUUCAAUCUGAUCAAGUAGGCAGGUUGAAUAAACACACCCACCAAAGCGAAAAACCCGGACCACGCAGGCAGGGUUUAGUGCCUGGACAGUACGUAAUCGUUAUUUUACAGUAAAAUUCCAUUAGAAUGUUUAUCACGAAAGUUGCAAUGACACUGUAAGUGCACUUCUAAGUAAAGACUACACAACCUGGAUCAUUUCUGCUCACACCAAAAGAUUCCUACUGAUUUUGGUUUUCGAUUCAAAGGUUCUCACUCCAAUGUAUUUCCAUAAUUCCGAGUUUCGGAAAUCGUCACGUUCUUAGCACUUAAAAGUACUUAACGGUUUACCUACAAACUAGCCUCACUAUCCCGCAAUACCUUGGGACAAGCAUGUCCAUUCGUAAACACUCAAUGUCUAGCACUUACUCACGUGCACACUCCUGGAUAUCUGAUAUGUUGCGUUCUCGCUCUCCACACUCCACGUAGUGCUAUAGUGCCUGCCUUUCUACGUAGAAGAAUACUUACUUUUCUUAGGCUACCUUUGAUUCUCCUGUAAACCAGUGGGUGUGAGCUUUCUUUGUGGGGCUGGGACGAUUCAUACUAAUAAUACCUGUCUGAAAUCGUCUAAAAUCGCUGAGUUUGAGUCGUUUGCAUAUCAUGCAUUUAAAAAGUCAAACAUAAUUGUAAUAAAUAUUUUUAUUAUCGUGAAAAUAUUUGAAAAGGCUUAAAGAACAGUGAUAUAAAUAUUAGGGCUGUAUAGAUUAAUUCGCGUGUCCCAUUAAUGAAAUGAAUUAUGAAUCGCAAGGCUCUGAUUCUGUGUUUUAUGCACAGCUUGUGCGUGUACUACGGCAUGUGGUCAACAGUAUGGCUGGGCAAAGUAAUCGAUUUUUCGAUUAAUCUUGGUUUUUUUAAGGGGGUCGAUUCCAAAUGGCAAAAUCUAUUUUUUUUUCGCAAACAUUGAACGUAAGAUUAACGUUAAUCUAAUUACUAGCCUUCUUCACUAGAUGUCACCCUCUUUUUUGCCUUGGGCAAUGUUACUUGUUACCUACAAUGGCAGGUGCUUCUUUGACGCUGAUGCCACAUUGACAUAAAAAGUCAGAGGUAUGAAAGCAUUUUAGAUUUUGCAAGCAAAAUGACGACGAUAGUGUUAAUUUCUUUUUAUUAAUUACCCACUUGUAAACUGCUGUUCACUGUUCUUUUGAGAAUCGAAAUCGAAUUGACUUGAUAGAUUGUGAAUCGAAAUUGAAUCGAUCUAGAACAUCUGAAUCGAUUAAUCGUUACAGCCCUAAUAAAUAUGCUUACAGGCAUUUCCUAAAGCAAAUGCGCGUUGUAUUUCUUUUGCAGCACAUAUCGAGUUUAUGCAUGAGAGCGCCCUCUGGCUUUUGAAUGUAGCGGUCUUUCACCGUAAUUCAUUGGGCAGAAUCGCACAAUUAAUCGUCCCAGCCCUAUUUCUUUGCAUCUUUUUUCCUGAAGUGCCAUUUUAUUUGUAAAAUAAUUAAUUUAACCCCUUCAAUGAAGAAGAGAGUGUAUUUCUGAUAGUUUAAGUCUGCAUAAGCAUAUGUUAAAGUCACAAUGAAACUGAAGUAGCGAUUGUCUUAUUUUCCCCAUCAUGAUGAAUAUUGAGUGAAAUGGCUUUUGAAAUGAGAUAAAGGUAGGGAGUGACUUGAAUUCAUCCAUCAAGAAUUGAUUAAGGGCUCUUUAAUAGUUGUGCGUAGGUUCUACAGCGUAGCCGUGACGGCAUAGGUUACGCGUCACUUUUCAUUUAUACUUCUGCAUCUGCGUCGAGGUGCAAACAAAUGCAGACCGCUGGUAGGCAGUAUCCACGCAUGUGACCACAGUAGAAGCGCGUCCGUCAAUGAAGAAGCAGCUUGGGAAGUUAUCCCCCAAACAAAGGAGAAACAGCAACUUGUUGUGUAUGAUUUGAGAUGACCAGCAGUGAUGGAAGUAAAUAAACGGCAAUUAAUGUUGCAGUUUGAGUUAAAUCACUCCUCAACUUGGCCCAUUUUUGUUGUCACCAUCGCAAAUAGAAAUACAUAUUGUGGUCCGAGUAGAACUAACGCGCUGUUAAAAAUUUGGAGAGGUGCACGUCAGGCUACGCAGAGGCAACGGAUAACCUACAGCGUAGACCUAAAGCACGACUAUAAAUGGGACUUUAGAUCGUUGAAAGUUGGGUCAUGUUGCUAUUUGCUAUUCACCAUGAUAUUUUCCCAGGCCCGACCUUGCGCCAUUCCUCGUGACCGGAAGCAAAGAGGAGGAAAAUCGUUUCGAGGAAGGGGGGAGAUUAGCGUUGUUAAUUAAAGAUAAUGAGCGCACGAGAGUUUAUAAAAAUAAAGAUGCUCACAGAUACGUAAUUUAAAAAAAAACAACAACACAAUAUUCUAAUAAAACGAAUGUUUUCAGUUUCAUUGUGACUUUAUGUAGAGUAACAUAUGAAAAAUUAUGAUGAAAUUACAUCCCAUAAAUGCUUUGCCUUUUAAGAGGCUGUAUUAAAAUGACUUCAUGUUUAUGGGCCGUUCGAGUAAACAUGUUAAAGUUGUUAUAUAAUCAGUGUAAACAUGCGCUUGCGUAGUGGUUCCCAAACUUUUGGGGCCUCAUCUGCAUACAUAAAGUAUAUGACAAUCUGAGCCCCCAAUUGUCUACAUCCAUCUUUCUUUUUGAUUUUGCUGUUGACAAAGAUGUUGAGAUGGAGCGAGCAAAUUUUUAAAAAUAAUUAUUUAGCCUAAAAUAAUAUUUUACCUUCCUUAACUUGGCAUUGCAAAAAAAAAUAUUUGUAUACAAAAUUAUUAGUGAAACAUUUUAUGCAUCUUUAUUUGACCUCGAAGCAUAUCAGAUUCCUGGUUGGGAACUACUGCGCUAGCGGAUCAAUGUCCGUUUUACAAAAAUACGCUAAACAUCUCCAAACAGCGGUUUGAAGCAGAUGCACCUUAAAACACAGCUUCUGUUUCAAUUUCACCACACUCCCAUGGUGUAAAUCACCCCAGGUACUAACUUUUCCGAUGGUAUAAUUACACUCCAAAAAAACGUUUACAGACUUGUUCACCAAUAGUGACAAAGAAAGUCAACCUCCAUGUAUAGCAUUAUUUUUAAAUGAUUUCACACACCCAGAAUCAUUUGUGACACCCACUAGACCGACCGUAUUAUCAAUUCUGUAUCCGAGACCCCUCGAGUCGUGACCAUGGCCCACAGUACAGAUACAUGGCUACGUGAGCCAGCCUCCUUUGCAAGUGCUUUCUAACUUUGAGUCUUUAUUUUGCAUGUUAAACUGACCUGCUGUCGCCAACCCCCGGGUAGCUGAAGGAGUUUUUCCACACCCAGUAUAAUUGAGCAAAACGUCCGGUCUGUAGAGAUUUUAAGUGCCAGUUCAUAGAACUAAACCCACGUUUAUCUUUUGUUUGAUUCGAGGAGCAAAAGCAUUACCCGUUGAGAUGGUGUACAGACACGCUACGAGAGUAGGCGGUGUGUGAUUGUUUGUAAUGAUGUAUGUACUGUUUGAAAUUUCUGUUGAUGCUGAAAUGUUUGCACAUUUUGAGACCAUAAUUUUUACACUGAUUUGAAUACGUUUACCAGUGUUUUGUCAGUCAUUCUGUGUGUGUUGUUAGCGUGCGUGAUGUUGAUGAAUGCUUUUGUUGUUAAAGAAGACCUGAAAUGAAACUCUUGCCCUGGUUACCAGCUUUGUUGGUUAUGUUGGUCACAUGGUGAUGUGAAGUCUCCCCUCUUUUGGCACUUCUGGUCCUUAAAGGGAUAGAUCACCCAAAAAUGAAAAUUUUGUCAUCAUUUAUGCACCCUCAAGUUGUUACAAACCUGCAUAAAUGUCUAAGAAUGUUAAUCGAAUAGAUGGGGGGGGGCACUAUUCACUUCCAUAGUAUUUGUUUUCCUAAUGGUGCCCCAGAUCUGCUUUGUUACAAAAACUUCUUAAAAAUAUUUUCAGCAGAACAGACACACUUAUACAGGUUUAUAACAACUUUAGGGUGAGUAAAUGAUGACAGAAUUUUUAUUUUUGGGUAAACUAUCCCUUUAAAAAAAAACGUGAACUUGGCAAGCCACUUUUUUUUAUAAAUUCUGAUUGAAAAUGAAAGCCAUACAUCUUAAUAAUGACUGGUGCCCAUGAAACCGACUUGCACCAACAAUACUUGUACCACGGCUGGAGGAUGUUGCGAUGCAAAAUGGGAAACUUCCUACAGAAAUGUAUGUAAUGUCAGAAUUGAUAGUUUUCACCACUAGGUGGCAUCAUUUAACUUUUUGCCUGUAUAAUUAUAAUUGUAAUUAUAGCAAUUUUGUCUCGAAAUAAUUUCUUGAUUAAUAGUAGAGCUCUGUAGCGGCAAAAUUUACAGUGUUUAUUAAAUGAACGUCGGUGAGGAUUUUUCCAGGUAUUUCUCCAUCAGAAAAACCCAACACACCACUGCUGCCACUCCAGGGUCAUGAAUGCACUUUGUAUUUGUUUGUGUGGAUGGAUAUAUUGUGUGAAUGUGUGUGUCUGUGUUUCAAACAGAGACUUCUUUUACGUGUGACGGUUGAUUGAGAAAAUCGCCAGCACACUCGGUCCAGAAUGCCUUGCGCCUUGUACAACUGGUGAUAGAAAUGUUUAAAAAAAAAAGACGUUUGGGAAUCUGAAAUGUACUUUUUUAGACAGUUCACUUAUCUGGUACAGAACUAAAAACUGUUGUUUGUCCUCUUUGUCUAUUGAAUGAGAAAAGCCAUGUUUAUAAUUCAAUUUGGUUUGUGACCAAUAAGCCUGUUUAUAUCAAAUCUGUAUAUCAGUGGUACGCAUAUUUUUUUUAUAUAUAUAUUUUUAUUUUAUUUUUUUUUAAAUCGAAAUCCUACGCAUGAUUGGCAUCGGAAAGGCCCAUUGCAGGAUGACAUCAUUAAAUUGUCUAUGACGACUGGCACUUUGUAAAGUGUUGCUAACGAUAAUGAAAAUAAAUAAUAAAAGAUAUUUAUUUCACAUUUCAUGA